Diuraphis noxia (Russian wheat aphid) is the source of this 905-nucleotide messenger RNA. RefSeq names its product gamma-glutamylaminecyclotransferase-like. Lineage: Eukaryota; Metazoa; Arthropoda; Insecta; Hemiptera; Aphididae. Gene Ontology annotation, cellular component: cytosol. Gene Ontology annotation, molecular function: gamma-glutamylaminecyclotransferase activity. The record is from RefSeq and is a predicted model, not a curated record.
AGAUUUAUCUACAUUUUAUUCAACAUAAGAAAUUACCUGAACAGCUGACUUGUGCAUAUGGGUGUGGCAUCAUAUUUAUUCUGGAUUGACUACUGGUAGUUGAUUGAGUAGAGGAAACAGCUGUGUGCAAUCUGUGCACUGAUCAAAACCGGUUGUCACCCUGGUCUCUUCUUACACAUUGAAUAAAGUUUGCUUUCAGCUAUUUAUUUGUUUCAAGUAAAUAUUUUGUUCUGUACUAUACUAAAUUUAUUUCAGUAUAAAAUGGAACCAGUUUUUGUUUAUGGAACAUUAAAACAAAAUCAGCCUAAUAAUUACCAUCUCAAUGAUACUAAAAAUGGCUGUGCAGUAUUUAGGUCAGUCGCUGUCACAGUCAAUAAAUAUCCCUUAGUAAUUUCUACUAAAUAUAAUAUACCAUUUUUGUUACAAAAUGAAGGCACUGGGCAUGAAAUUAGAGGUGAAAUAUAUGACGUUGACACAAAAAUGUUGGAAUAUUUGGACGAUUUUGAAAAUCAUCCAAAUUUUUAUAAACGACAAAAGACUCGAGUUAAAUUACCAAAUGCAGAUAUUAUGGAUUGUUGGGUAUAUUUUUUACCAAACUAUCCAGAUAGUUUUUUGGAUUUACAAUUCUUUGACAAUUAUGAUUCUUGUGGUGAACAUGGAUUUCCAUAUGUCCCAAGGUAUCAAAGAGAUCUAGAUGAAGAAUUAUCAUUUCCCAAUUGGAAAUCAUCUAGUUAAUGAAAUUUAAUUAAUUUACAGUGAAGAACUACAACUAUUAGAAUAAACCUUCAAGCUAAUCAAUACAAUUAACACAUAGUUUCCUCUUCACAGUCCAAUGUUUAUUAUUAAAUCAAUUAAGUGUAAAAAAUACUAAAAUUAGUUAUUGCACUACACUAGUGCAUUUUAAA